UUUUUGCUCGUUUUUCUUACGUCCGCUUGAGUCGUUCGUUCAGCGCUGCUACCGACCGACCGACCGACACCGGUGCGGCUUGCUAGUGUAGUAGUCGCAUUCUCACCUCUACUAACGGGACACCUAACCAUACUGAACGCCCGGAGGUGUGCGCUGUAUCGGUCCAGUUUUUUUCACUUACAGCACUAUGUGAAGGUCUGAAAAAUUAACCUAUCUUCUGCAUGCUCCCGCACAAUCUGGUCAUAAAUUGCACCAUUUGAGUCGAUUGAAAACACAAAAGAACCAAUUUCAUCCCAUCAUAAGUGCUAAUAAACGCUGCGAACAUCCACUGGCUUGGUCAAUCGGAUGGUCACAAUCAGUCGCAAGCGUGCAUCCGAUACGCAAUGUCCAGAUAUUUUGCGGGACCUAUGUUGCUCGUAACAGUCCUGUUCAGCAUCGCCCCACAGGAACUGCUAGCGAGGAAUCUCGUCUGCAACGAUAAGCCGGAAGCUUUCUGGCAGCAGGAACCGGAAUCGUGGUGCCUCAUCGAAAAUGUCGACCUGGAGGAAUCAUCCGAGGACAUUAACUUUCCCGAGCAAACGAAAAUUUACCUGAGAAACUUCAAUGUGUCCUAUCUGUCGCCCACGCUUCUUUUCAAAAUGAAAAGUGUACAACAUCUAACGGUGGAAUACUGCUCGAUGACCAAGUUGUUCAUGAAACCAUCACUCAGCAGUAUGGAAAUCAAAAACAGCAACAUUUCCGAAGUGAUCAUCGACAAGGACAGCAACUACGAAUUGCAGAAUUUCAGCUUGGAGGGAAUCUACCGAAAAACAUUCCCGAAUAAUUUCAUUCGACUAGUAAGCCUGGAAGAGCUUUCGAUCAGACACAAUGAUUUAGUGAAAUUCAACAUGAGACAACUGAACGGUUUAGUCAAACUUAAAACCUUAGAUUUGAGCUACGACAGUCUGGAACAGUUGAUCAUUCCGGAAGUUUUAAAUCUACCCAGCCUCAAAGACCUCUGCUUGGCGGAAAAUAAACUCCAAAAAUUGCCCGCAAAUCUUCGUCGACUGCGAACACUUGAAACGUUAAAUCUUCAUUCCAAUCAAAUCGCCUUCCUGGAGAUGAGCCACUUCAACGGAUUAAAUCACCUAAAAAAAUUAGUUCUUAGCGGAAAUCGACUACAGAUAAGCACUUUAGAACCAGUUUCUCUACCCUAUCUCGAGAAACUGGAGCUAAUUGGUUGCGGCUUAAAGGAACUCGAUAUGCUCUACUGGAAACUGCCUGCGCUACGAUACCUUAACGUUUUCGAAAACAGCUUGGUUUCCAUACUAAACUUCCCGGAAAGUUUCACCAAAGAACUAGUAUUCGUCCCGGUGGGAAACCGUUGGAGUUGUCAAACACUGGAAGCCAUCAGUAGCAAGGUAACCAUCAAAGUCAAGGAACGCGAUCAUUACUGCGAACACAAAGUAGCCGAUAUUUGCUGCAACGGAGGAAACAUUGACUUCAAUCUAGUGGAUACGCUGGACCGGAAAGUGCAACUGUUGAAGUUUCAAAAUUCGAUUCUGUAUGACAAGUUGGAGGAAACCAACGAAAAGCUGGAGAAAGUGAUCGGUGUUGUCGACCAACGUGUCGUAAAAAAAUAAAACAAAAUCAAAUAGUGUAAAGUGUGA
Messenger RNA from Sabethes cyaneus, 1649 nucleotides. RefSeq names its product leucine-rich repeat-containing protein 58-like. The transcript is spliced from 3 exons. Gene Ontology annotation, molecular function: protein binding. Gene Ontology annotation, cellular component: extracellular matrix. The coding region runs from base 384 to 1622 and encodes 412 amino acids. NCBI's taxonomy places the organism in Eukaryota, Metazoa, Arthropoda, Insecta, Diptera, Culicidae. The record is from RefSeq and is a predicted model, not a curated record.